AUGCCUGGGGAUUUGAACUUGAAGAAGUCGUGGAACCCCGCGUUAGUCAAAAAUCAAAAGAAAGUAUGGGAGAAAGAACAAGAAGCCUUGAAAGAACUCAAGGCCAUCAAAGAGCGGUCCAAGGAGAUUGAGAGGGAGAGGGAGAAGGAAGAGAUGAUAAGACUACAAUACGGCAAUGACCCCGACGCCUUACCUCAGGACAAGAAGAUCGAGCUAAAUAAGCUUGCUUGGAUGUACCAGGACGGCCCAAAGAAGGAUAGCGACAAAGUAAACGAGUCCGGCUUCCGUGAGGUUGAAGAAGACUUUCUACUGAAGCAAGAGAGCGUCGAACAAUUGAUGAAGGGUAGUGUUCCUGUGAAGAAUAAGAAACCAAAGUCGACAAGUGCAUUUGAUCGCAUAACAAAUGUUGGUAAAACCGGUUCUUCACUGGCUCUCUCUGACGAUCCGCUAUUAGCUAUCAAACGGGAGCAAAGAAAACAGACGUUCGAGGAUCGUGCCGCUAGCAGGGACAGAUCACAUAAGCUGUCCAAGCAUCGCCAUAAGAGCUCAAGGUCAGAUAGAGAGCGUUCUCCGAGCCGAAGAAGUCGGGAAGAACACCUGGACAGACAUAGACAUAGAGGGAAGCAUGAAAGCCGUUCUGACGAGAGAAAAGAGACACUGAGACCCAAAGCACUGAUAAAUUAUUAG
Candidozyma haemuli is the source of this 687-nucleotide messenger RNA. Its product is annotated as U2-type spliceosomal complex subunit. The transcript has a single exon. Gene Ontology annotation, cellular component: U2-type spliceosomal complex. The record is from RefSeq and is a predicted model, not a curated record. Gene Ontology annotation, biological process: mRNA splicing, via spliceosome. Bases 1 to 687 code for a protein of 228 amino acids. NCBI's taxonomy places the organism in Eukaryota, Fungi, Ascomycota, Pichiomycetes, Serinales, Metschnikowiaceae.